CUAAAUUUAGAAGAUUAAUAGAAAUUCUUGCGAACCCAAUAAAAACAACAGAAAUUUCAGAACUUGGUAGUUGACCAUAAUUUCGUUGUUAACAUAUCAUAUUACCGUUACACGUGUAAAUCUCGGUCUUUCUUCUGCCAGACGUACAAAUUUGUAACAGACAUUGGACCCUCCUCAUUCUCCACAAGUUUCUGUGCAAACCCGCACAGGAACCUAUCGUGAUCAUUCCAGUCCAUCGGUUUCCACUGCUAAAUAGUGUUGUUUUGUAGUGGGUUUUACGAUAUCUAGAUUUGCUCUCCUAAUCGAUCUGCGUUUUCUUUCAACACUCCAUUGGAAUUUUUGCUGCGGAACCAACCGGAUUUGAACUAUCGUGUUUUUUAUUACUGUCGCUUCGCGGACCCGCAGUCAAUAACCAUGUCGCUAAUGUAUUUGGAAGAUUAUCUUGAAUUGGUAUCCUUCCUUCCUCAGGAAUUUCGUGAACGUUUGACAAAAGUUCGGGAACUUGAUCUGGAAUCCAGUAAUCGGCGUGACAAUAUCGAGAAACUUAAGAAGCAGCUGCAGAAAGCAGGACGAACUUCCAAGGCUGAUCAGAACGUUCCGGAACAUUCUUCGGACUCUUUGACGCCUAAUGACAGAGCUAACAUUGUAGCUGAAAUUGAGAUGGAGUAUGACAAAAUUGUUCAGCUUGGAGUGGAGAAAGCUAAGCUGGUGGCAGGUUUGGAGGAAAUGAUGAUCAGGUACAAUAAGAGGUUGACGACCGACACGGAAAAGUUCAAAUUGGAACUCGAAGCUGACAAUCCUGGGAUUACGGAAAGUUUAGAGGCCAAAGCUGAAGCUGAAAUGAAGAAUUUAUACGAAGGCGGAUCGAAGGUUCUCUCCACUGAAGUUCCACGCAACUUAAGCUCUCGCCGUAUUGCAGAUAUGGGAACAAUAGCUGCAAUGCGGAAACAGGGACUGCUUCAAGGACAAGGAGGAGGAGCGGGAGUUUUGGCUCGCGCUGCUACUCAGGCUAUAGCCGCCACCCAGCAGAUGUCUCAUGGCCGCCGAACGGCCUCUCUAAAAGCUAGCUACGAAGCUGCUGUCAGAAGUACACCAACAGGAACCAGUCGAGCGGUGUCCACGGAAGGCGAAGAAAAUCCAGCCAGAGGUGGGCGAAAACGAGGGAGUCGUGCAUCGCGGAAAGCCGAGGUGGACACCGAAACCGAAGAUACCGGCACAGACACCCAAGACGACGACAAGCUGACGUACUGUUUCUGCAAAAAUCCCAGUUUUGGUUUUAUGGUCGCCUGCGAUAACCCCUCGUGUCCAAUUGAAUGGUUUCAUGGGAGCUGCGUCAAUGUUACGGCAGAGGAGGUAGAAGGCAAAAAUUGGUAUUGCCCAGACUGUGUGGAAGCGAUGAAAAGGGAAAAGAAAUAUAAGGCCGUUAGACACGAGUUAUCCAAGAUGGACCUGCAUUCGAAGCAAGAUGCAUCUCACAAAUCCAAAAAGAAUCGGAAGCCGCAGUGAAACGGAUGAAAUAGCACUGUUAAGUGCAAACUUAGCCGAAUAUAUACGAUGGAUCUAGAAAUUUUGUACUUACAUUUAUUUAUGUUGCAUGUGUGUAACUUUAAUGGCGAUUUGGCGUUUAAUACAGUGUGCAUUACCGUGGAGCAUGUGCUUUUCGGAACUGCAUCUUCGCAUGCUUUCUAACUUUGGAGAUAUUAAACUUGCUUACGUCUCUUUUUUUCCAUAAUCUGACUGCUGUUUAGCUUGGUGGAAUUUGUAAACCAUACCAAGUCGAGUGAAAGUAGUAAUUAAGUGCUGAUGGUGAAUUUGCACCAUUUUAGUUCGUUUGAUAUCAUCAAGUAUCUG
This is a messenger RNA of Paramacrobiotus metropolitanus, 1851 nucleotides long. Its product is annotated as inhibitor of growth protein 3-like. The record is from RefSeq and is a predicted model, not a curated record. The transcript is spliced from 4 exons. Bases 415 to 1506 code for a protein of 363 amino acids. NCBI's taxonomy places the organism in Eukaryota, Metazoa, Tardigrada, Eutardigrada, Parachela, Macrobiotidae. Gene Ontology annotation, biological process: regulation of DNA-templated transcription. Gene Ontology annotation, cellular component: NuA4 histone acetyltransferase complex.